GGGAUUUGUGAGGAUUUUAUAGAAUUCUGUUUUUAUUUAUUUUUAACAUUAUUUUGAUGGUACUUUCUUUCUAUUUCACGGUACUUGAUAGUAUUUUGCAGUAUUUCGGUAUUUUACAGAAUUUCACACGGUAUUUCAUAUUAUUUAUAAUAUUUCACAGCAUUUCCCAAAAUGGAUCCAAAUUCAUGCACUUCAUAGAUGCCAAUGCAAAGAAACUCACCUCCGCUAACCCAAGUCAAGCUUAAUUCCCACGACGGGGGAUUCCAUACUAGCUCCAUCGCGGUGCAGAAGGAGGCGCUUUUGGAUGAGUUGGGGUUGGGGUUGGGGUUGGAUGAAUGAAUGAAUGAAUGAAUGGGCUCACCAGAUCCAGAUGAGGAGUGAGCACUCGGCCAAUUUUGAUACUGAAAUGCAUUUUAUUAAACAUUGAUCUUCUCCUCUUUCUCCUCCCUCUCCUCCCUCUCCUUCUUCCAUCCAUCUCCCGUACUCCUUUUUAUUUGCUUCCACCCUCCUCUCGAAAUCACAUUCGCUUUUUGCUUCUGCUCUGGUAAUAAUAUCGAAUCGCAAGAAUUCGUUCGUUCAACCGUCUUCUCACAUCCCAUACACUCCUCGCAUCCAAUUCUCUGCAGGGUAAGUAAACAUUCAUUGAUUCCUCGUUACAUUCCAAUCUAGCAAACGAAAACACUCCCGCCACCACUUUUAAACUUGAGCAACGUCUCAUUUCCCGAAGAUCGAUCUUGAGAGAUGAAAGACUGACCUGCGAUGUUCAUGAAUAGUUUCUUCGAAAACAUAAUUGUCAAACGCAAAAAGCUGCCACUGCAAUAUCAAUCUGCCACCUCAACUUAACUCGCCAUCAAACACUCGUGCUUCAAAAUGCGUUUCUCCACCACUUUCGUUGCUGCAGCUCUUGUUAGCUUUGCCACUGCUCAAUAUACCAUUGAUCCAGCAAGUGUCGACCCGGUUACUCGUGAAAGUUGGUGUCAAUCACAAACACAAACAUGUCCAUCGCUCUGCUUGCAAACUGGCGCCGGUAGCUCCAGCACUACCACCAACACUUGUGACCCUGACACCCUUGACUAUGCAUGCGUUUGCAGCAAUGGUCUCUCUCCCAACGCAUCCGAAUACUCCUUAACCCUCCCAUACUUAAUCUGUACCCAAUACGCCACCAAUUGCGUCAACAACUGCAACGGAGUAAAUACUUGUCAAGCAGCGUGCCGAGAUGAUCAUCCAUGCGGAGCCCAAAACCCAACCCGUGUCAAUACCACCUCGAGUACCACUCAAAGCUCAACUGGCACCGCAGGAGCUUCCAGCACCAACGCCGUUGCAUAUACAGGAUUGGGUGGAUCAUCUUCAACAUCUACUCCUAAGAGUGGUGCUCAGAUGACUGUGGAUUUCGGAAAAUCGUAUGGUUUGGCGGUGGUCUUUACCGGCCUCUUUGCGGGGUUUGCUUUGGUAAUGUAAAUUGACCGCUUCUUUAAUGCGCGGAGAUGGUGAUGGUGAGAUGGAUUAAUGGAUCGGUCUGUGUCGUUUGUGAAGUAUGGCUUCAUAUCAUGCCAUAUCAUUUUAUAUCGUGUGAUAUAUGAUAUUGACAUGGGUGACCUUUAUUGCAUAACGACACCUUCUCGAAUUUGGUACCUCGGGGAGUUUUGGAAAUUUUAGCGAUCAUUCCGUGUGCGUUUUGUUUUCGGCUUCCUUCUCUCUCCUGCGUUGGAGGAUUGGGAGCGUCGAGUUGGUUUCUGCUUCUUGCACAUACAUAUUACAAUGUCGGACAUCCUGGAUACAAACAUGGAUGAGCUUAAUGGAGAGAGCUGGCGCUAGAUUACUUGCUUAAGCAUGUAGCUGAGCUCGGGUGGGAUUAAUAUGGUAAUGAAGGGGAUUAUUUUGAAAAGGAAUGAAGAAAAGAAGGAAGGAAGGAAGGAUCUAGAUCUUUUCAGAUGGAGAUUAACAAGAGCUAUACUUCUGGCUACGAAAUAGAAGCAAAAGUUUUUAAGCAUACUUAUUGUUCCAUGACCAUGACUCGAUGAUUUUGGGAUUGCUGAGAUGUGCUGAUUUGGUAAUCUUGAUGCAAUCUAUUCCGACUUGAUUUGAAACUGUGUAGACUCAGAGUAGGUAGUGUAGUGUAGUGUAGUGUAAUGUAAUGUAAUGUAAUGUA
Molecule: messenger RNA, 2149 nt
Organism: Botrytis cinerea B05.10
Lineage: Eukaryota; Fungi; Ascomycota; Leotiomycetes; Helotiales; Sclerotiniaceae
Exons: 3
Coding region: 871-1458 (195 amino acids)
Source: RefSeq, a predicted model, not a curated record